Molecule: messenger RNA, 5854 nt
Organism: Perca flavescens (yellow perch)
Lineage: Eukaryota; Metazoa; Chordata; Actinopteri; Perciformes; Percidae
Gene: chl1a
Product: cell adhesion molecule L1-like a
Exons: 24
Coding region: 515-3559 (1014 amino acids)
Biological process (GO): cell-cell adhesion; brain development; axon guidance
Cellular component (GO): axon; plasma membrane
Molecular function (GO): cell-cell adhesion mediator activity
Source: RefSeq, a predicted model, not a curated record
AUGAUUCCCCAUGUUUUGAAUACGCACAUAUUUUACUGAAGCCUAUGGGUGCCCGCUGGUUAUAGUGUAUGACAGCAGUCAUUCCACGAGCACCGUCUUCAGAGUCACUGCGUGUCCUUUGACCUCUGUCGCUUCUAAAAUAGAGAAAGGACCUUGUGGAGACUUGAGUCAGAGUUGCAGUUGUUGACUGCGCAGUUUUGGCCGUCAGUCAAAGAGUUUGGCACGUUGGGCUUCUGAGGUGAAGUAGCUACGUAAUACGUGAAACGUUUUGCUGCAGGAGUUGCGAUGUUUGUCUUAUCGCGGACACAAAGUUCGCAUAACUUGUAACUUUUGGACAAAACGAGCUUCUCCUGAGGGAACUGAAGACGACACUUGAUAGGUAGAAGACUCUUCACAUUACUCCAGUUGCUCGUCUAAUGGGUCUUCUGUGCCUUACAAAUCCCAAGUGACGCCAGUUGAUCUGCAUCAACACAUUCUCCUGAUCUCUAGAUUCUCCAUCAACCAGUGGAGGGAGAUGAGGGGGGUUGGGAGCCUGCAGCUUGUUCUGCUUUUGGCCUUGACCUCCACAGCCACAGACCUCAACAUCCCUCUGGAAGUGGAGCAGCCUCCAACUAUAAUAACUCACACAGCUGGUCCCAUUAUUGCCCUUCCUUUUGACAAGACCAUUACUAUCAGGUGUGAAGCCAGGGGCAACCCUCCACCAGAAUACAGAUGGACAAAAGAUGGCAAAGAAACAGACCACACAAAUGGAACUUUAGUGCUUCAAAUCGAGCACCUUGAAAAGUAUCGCGGUAAAUACAGAUGCUACACUUCUAACAAGCUGGGAACUGCCAUGACUGAGGAGAUUGAACUGAGAGUUCCUAGUGUCCCCAAAUUUCCGAAGGAGUAUAAUUCCCCUAUUGUUGUUAAGGAGGGAGAGCCAAUCACCCUGGAGUGUAACCCUCCAGAAGGCGUGGCCCCACGUAAGAUCUACUGGAUGACCCUUGGUCUCGAGCACAUUGAGCAGGAUGAGAGGGUUUCCAUGGGCAUUGAUGGCAACCUGUACUUCUCUAAUGCCUUACAGAAAGACACUCGUCAGGACUACUGUUGCUUUGCUGCCUUCUCCAAAAUACGCACCAUCGCCCAGAAAACCGCCAUGGCUGUCGUGGUCAAGAGCUUGAAACGUGGCAAUGAAUCUGCUGACAGUGACAAUGCCACUGAAGCCCCUGCACUGAGAAUGCCUGGCCUGCUGCUGCCCUCUGGUGUUCAGACAGAGAUGGUGCUGUUGAAGGGAGAGCAUCUCCAGCUUGAGUGUAUACCACAGGGAUAUCCCACUCCAAAGAUAAGCUGGAUGAAAAUGGGAGAAAAGCUGCCUCCACGGACAAAAUAUGACAACUUUGGAAAGGUGUUGUCCUUAUCUGGUGUAGAUGAGAGAGAUGCUGGGAAAUACUUGUGUAAAGCCCAAAACUCUGCUGGAGAGGCUGUUCACUACUUUGAUGUAAUAGUGGAAGAGCCACCAAAGUGGCAGACAGAGCCUCCUCCGAGCCAGCUGACCGUGAUCGGGUCUGAUGUUUACAUCAAGUGCUCGGUCAGUGGAAAGCCACAGCCAGAGAUAACAUGGAGGAGGAAUGGAGAGUUUUUCAGAGAUGACCCAGAGAACAACAGGCGAGUGCUCGAUGACACUGUGGUGCUCCAUAAUGCCAGACCAGAGGACAGUGCUGUCUACCAGUGUGAAGCCUCCAAUGAUCAUGGCAGUGUUCUGGCCAACAUUAACAUCAUGGUCAUAAAUAUGGCUCCUCGGAUAUUGACAAGGGAUAACCAAGAGUACGCUGUAGUACUAGGAGGGGAUGUCAUCAUGAACUGCAGUGUUUUCAGCUCUCCACCAUCAAACAUAUCAUGGUCCAAUGAUGAUAAAGCCAUCGAGGGAGAACGAUUUCUUGCUCUGAGUGGAUCUUUGCAAAUCAUUGGUGCAGAAAAAAACGACAGUGGGAAAUAUGUGUGUGUCGCCUCUAACACAGAGGGCAAGUCAGCUGUCACUGCUUAUCUGGAUGUGAAAGACCCUACAAAAAUAGUAAUUCCACCUCAGGACUUGCAGAUCAUCAGUGGGACCACAGCCCAGUUGAAGUGCCAGGCAGAGUAUGAUAAAAGCCUGCGGGGUGCCUUUGAGGUGGUAUGGAGGAAGGAUGGUGAGGAGAUCCCACUUUCCUUUGAGGAACAUUCCAGAUACUUUGUGGACGAUGGCAUGCUGCAGAUCAUGAAUGUGAACCAGAGCGAUCAGGGAAUAUACACAUGCAUUGCUAGAACCAGCAUAGACGAGGACAAUGCUACUGCACUACUCACCGUGCUGGACAUUCCUGAUGCUCCAAAAAAUAUAAAGAUAUCUGAACUCAAGAGUCCGAGAAAUGUUCACCUGUCUUGGAUACCUGGGAGUGAUCACAACAGCUCUGUAACAGAAUUUAUAGUGGAGUACGAGGAGAACCAAUGGGAGCCUGGCAGGUGGAAGGAGCUACAGAAAGUUCCCGGUAACCAGGCAACAGCCGAGCUAUCACUACGUGGACACCUUAACUACCAGUUCAGAGUGUAUGCUGUUAAUGCUGUUGGACCUGGACCCCCCAGUGAGCCCACUGAGAGAUACAAAACACCCCCUGCUGCUCCUGAGAGGAACCCAGAAAACAUCAAAAUUCAAGGCCAUCUUCCUCAUGAAAUGGAAAUUAGCUGGGAGCCGCUGUUGCCUAUUGAACACAAUGGGCCAGGCCUGGAGUACAAGGUGAGCUACAGGAAACUGGGGGUGGAAGAUGACUGGAGGGAGCAUCUGGUCAAAAGACACUCCUUUACCGUGAGGAACACGUCCACUUUUAUUCCCUACGAGAUCAAAAUUCAGAGCAGGAACAGCCACGGCUGGGGACCAGAUCCUAAAGUUGUUACUGGUUACUCUGGUGAAGAUGUCCCGACUGCCGAACCACGGGACGUAGCAGUGGAGGUGAUCAACACCACUGUUCUGAGAGUUAGCUGGACCCCGGCUCCACCUGCCACAGCGAGAGGUCAUCUAGGGGGCUAUGAUGUUCACUGGUCAAGGAAACGGAGUUUGCUGAAUCCCAACAAGAUUUUAGAUGAGCGCCAGACCAUGUCUUUUCCUGGGAAGAGGACUCAUGCCAUUGUACCGGGCCUCAAACCUUUCUCUGAGUACAGACUCACUGUCAAUGUUUUCAACAAGAAGGGCAAUGGGCCCAACAGUGACCCGGUCACCUUCAACACUCCAGAGGGAGUUCCUGCGCAAUUGCCCAUCCUGACUGCCUCCAAUGCCCAGAAAGAUUCCAUUUUGCUGGUAUGGGGCCCACCGCUGGAGACAAACGGCAUCCUCACUGGUUAUCUCCUGCAGUACCACCUCAUUAAUGAGACCACACUGGAGGUGGUUGAUUCCCAGGAGAAGAACAUCACUGAGGCUGACACCACCCAGUGGCAGGUUCAGGGCUUAGAGGAGGGCAGACUCUACCGCUUCCACCUCAGUGCCUGCACUCGAGCAGGUUGUGGACCUGCGCUGGCUCAGGAGAGCAGCACCGUUGCUCAAGCACAAGGAUAAGACAAUCCUGAUCCAAAUUGGUGCAGUCCGCUGUAUGUCUUGCUGUCAGCAUAUGCAUUCUACCACUAGGGUGUGUCAAAGCCAAACAUUUUCAAAUUCUGCACAAAUUGUAACUUUAAUUUAUGUCUUUCAUAAAUCAAAGCAAUGCAGAUUCUGUCUGUUUUAGUUUAGCUCUUUAUUAACACUUAAUUCAGACAACAUUGAAAACAUUACCUAACACCAUUAAGUUUAGCUGCUUUUGGCAGGUGUUUAUUUCAGCCCUCACUAUAAACGGUGAACAUUUGUGCUAGAAUUUCCCAACGGUUCAAAGUUCCUGGAAAACUUCCCCAUCCAUUACUCGGCAAGCAAGAAAAUAUGAACGCAUGCAACAAAUAUGUUUCCACUAUCUCUAAAUGUUUUAAUAAAAGUUAUUCAUUCCUCUCUGGUUUUAUAUUUCCUUUGAGAGGCUCUGCAUCUUGUGGAUGUCCAGCCUGAGAGCCAUUAGAUGCAUUGCUUGUAAAUGUGGCUGAGUAGCGGCUCGGUGGGGGGAUAAAAUGGUUCUGUUUCGGAGCGCCAUCCUCAGGGCAUGCUAGUCACAAUGCAGCAGAGCAGAUUUAUGGAUGCCAAUUACACGGAGCAGAGGCACAAUGAUUUAGAUUCGCUGAUGGGGAGUGAUGGAGUGACACUGAAAAAAAAUCAAUGCAUGUGAGUAAGUGAGCCCAGUCUAUGAAGUGCUUCUUUUAGAUUUCACCUUUGUGACAGAAGAAGCUUUUAAUGCUUAUCGCCAUUUACAACAGUAGCUUUAACAUUAUCUGGACAGCGUGACACACUAGAACAAAAAAACAGCCAUAGAGGUAUCAGCAGAUGUGUGACCUUGUUUCUAUGUUUGAAAGGCUUAUAAUGAAAAGAGAGUGGCUGAAGUGAGAGACAAAAAAAAAAAAAAAAACAGAAGGAUGGGGUGAAGCAUCUGUGAGAAAGCAGGAAAAACUGAUAGAGAACAGCAAAUAGCUAUAGCAGAAGAGUGUGGCAGACAGAGAACAAAUAUCUAUUUUUCUCCAUCAGGUCUCAUGAGAUAAAGCAAAAGAGAUAAAGCGGACUGCAAACAUGACAAAAAACACAGAGGAGCAUAUACCUCUUAAGUCACACAAAAAUAACCAGCUCCUCCAGAGACUGAAUUAUUUGCUCCCUGCAUUGAACGCCCAAGUUGUUAUCGCUGACAAAGCCUACAUGUAUUUGCUAAUGGCUUGGACUUAAUGUUUGUUUAGUUAGAAACAUAAUAGUCAAGAGCUGAUCCAUCUUCACUGCAGUUAGCUCAGGAUUCAGCAAUCAGAGCAGAAGAGUCUGUCACUGUAUAGGAGUGUGGAUUAUACCAACUCAGUUUAUCAGACUCCAACAUUGUGAAAAAAAAAAUCUAACUAAGUGACAAAUAAUCCAAACUCUAGUAUAUAAAUAGUUAUUUAAUAAUCACUUGUCUUUAUGUGUUAAAGUGCAUAUAUGAAUACUAUAUACCGCACAUUAUACUGUUUGGCAGUCAGUAUGCAAGAAAUUAAUUUAAAGCUGCUCAAUAUUUUUGGAAUAACAAUGAAAUCAACAAACACUGGGACAAUAUAAAAAUGGAUCAUUAUCACCUAAAUCUGCAGCUACAUUCCUCUUUGUGGAGCUUCAUAGCAAGUUUUAGCUCUUCGUUGUCUGGCCUGCAAAUUUACUGUUGUAUAUCACUCUCACCCCUCACAUGCUUUUCCACCCAAAGCACAGAGCUGUUUUUGAGUGAAAAAGCUCUCAAAACACUCAGUAUACUAUCUGCUCAGCACCAAAUGGCAAAUAAACCCAGUAGCUGCCCCCAGGUGGUAAAGCAUAACCCAGUUACUGCAGGUUUAAGAAACGAUAUGUGUGUGACGGUGGAUAUCCAAUCCAAUCUGAUUUCAGAACUUGACAAUUACAAAUUUGGAAUUUUGGUGAACAAAAUGCUAAAUUGAAAAAAAAUGCAAAGAUCCCCAAACCUCCAAUAUAUUCCUGGGUUAUUUUUUGAGUAGCUUCCUAAUGUUUUUAUACAUUACAUUGUGGGGUAUUUUUGUCUACCAACAUGACAACCAAUCAACUGACAUCAAUAGAGUGUACUGCAUUUGUCAUGAAAUACACUACAUACUCAAUUCAUUUGCGAAGACAAUCUUUUGUCUCCAUAGUUCCGUCUGGUGGUGCAGCUUUCCCACCAUUCACCAAAUCCAAAAUACCACGAACAAACAGAUCACUUGUGCAGACAUUGUGUGGUUGGACUUGUGAGGAUGCACCGCCCACAUAUUUGUGUGUGUGUGUGUG